AUGAAGGAUAUCCAGAAAUUGACCAAGUACUUCCAGCCCGGGGGCACGAGCGGCUCCAUCACGGGGACGGCAAUGUCGGAGGUGAACUUCUGGGUCGGCAUAGAGAAGGCGCUUUUUCACGUCCGGAACCAACUGCAAUCUCCGGACGUCGAGUUCACGCUGGGGGUGCUCCGUCUGGGAAAACGGUUUCUGACCAGCGUGUCUUUCGAAUCUGAC
Amoebophrya sp. A120 is the source of this 216-nucleotide messenger RNA. The record is from the annotation of a GenBank genome assembly. NCBI's taxonomy places the organism in Eukaryota, Dinophyceae, Syndiniales, Amoebophryaceae.